Lingula anatina is the source of this 940-nucleotide messenger RNA. Its product is annotated as WD repeat-containing protein 3. Gene Ontology annotation, molecular function: protein binding; snoRNA binding. Gene Ontology annotation, biological process: maturation of SSU-rRNA. The record is from RefSeq and is a predicted model, not a curated record. Gene Ontology annotation, cellular component: Pwp2p-containing subcomplex of 90S preribosome; small-subunit processome. NCBI's taxonomy places the organism in Eukaryota, Metazoa, Brachiopoda, Lingulata, Lingulida, Lingulidae.
CGCAUGCUAUCUAGGUCAAGUUACUACAACACGUGCAAACAAGUGCAAAUUAAUCUGUUUUUCUAUGAUGGUCCAUUGCAGCUAAAUGGGAGUCACUAAGCAAUACCUGCGGUAUGCACCAAGUGCAGUAUUUGGUGUUAUUGGAAGUCACAAGUCCAAUGUGGUGUUCUUGGAAAUACAUGGCAACAAAGGCAAGUUUUGUGCUGUUGGCGCAUGUGAAAAUGUUAUCAUUUGGGAUAUGCGGAAAGGAGAGAAGCACCUAGAAUUAAAAGGAGAAAAACAUGAAGUCACAGUAAUUGCCAAAAGUCCAAGUCAGCGCCAUGUAGCUGUAGGUUACCAUGAUGGCACUGUUCGCAUCUUUGACGUUUUGACUGGAGAAUGCACUGUCAAGUUUAGUGGUCAUAAAUCUGCUGUGUCUGCUCUCAACUAUGACAAAACUGGGGUGCGACUGGCAUCUGGAGCAAAGGAUACUGAUAUCAUAGUGUGGGAUAUAGUCAAUGAAAGUGGUCUGUACAGAUUAAAAGGACACAAAGGAAUGGUGACCCAGGUCAGAUUUUUCAAUAACAGGAAUUUAUUGAUUUCAAGCUCCAAGGACACUUUUGUAAAAUUUUGGGACCUGGACACUCAGCACUGCUUCAAGACACUGGUAGGACACAGGACUGAGGUUUGGGAUCUUGUCUUGUUUCACGAUGAACAUCGUCUUAUCACUGGGUCAGCUGACAGUGAGCUCAGAGUCUGGAAGAUGCUAUAUCUUGAUGAGAAGUCAGAAGGUCCCAAUCCAGCAAAGAAAGCCAAAAAAGCAGAAAAUGAAGAAGAAAAAGAUGCUGAGGAGGAGGAGGAGGAAGAGAUGAUACUGACCUGUCAUAAGCUGGGCUCUCUGAUGCGUCAAGGAAGAGAUAGAGUGGUAUCUAUGNACCAAGUGGCCGGACUUCUUGCCUGA